Molecule: messenger RNA, 2233 nt
Organism: Bombus impatiens (common eastern bumble bee)
Lineage: Eukaryota; Metazoa; Arthropoda; Insecta; Hymenoptera; Apidae
Exons: 2
Coding region: 69-1706 (545 amino acids)
Molecular function (GO): nucleic acid binding; zinc ion binding
Source: RefSeq, a predicted model, not a curated record
UGACAUCCUUUCCGCAAGACUUUUAGUGGCCCCCAGAAGCCUCGGUAGAUGAGGGCCGUACGGACCAGAUGAUACGCACUCCAAUGAAACGAAGAAACAAAAGGAAGAGGAAGGAGAAAGUGAGGAGAGGAAGGGAGGAAGAGAAGUCGGCUCCUGAGCUUGUGCGGACAAGCGUUGAACAUAUAUCGAGUCUGCAAACCGAGGAGACGACGGACGAUGACGAAUGGAGUCUCGUCGGGUCUUCCGAAGUUUCCGAUCUCGAGCAGAAGCUGCGCAAGUUGCCUUUUUUGUACGCACAAGCAGAGGUGAUCCGGAGGGCGGGAGGAAUCAACAUGUUGGCCGACACAUGUAGCGAUCUCACGGAUGAGGAGGCUGAAACACUCAGAGAGUCGGCGAGAAAAAUCAUCGCGUACACUGUUGAAAUGACAAUAAGGGCACUUCCCAUAAUCUCGAUGGAAAAACGGUUGGAGAUACUGGAGGCAGAGAGCAAGGCACUCCAAAAGCAGCUGGCCGAACCUACGGCCAUGGAUGUGGACAGUAAUGCAAGGCGUCUCGACGAGUUGGAGCAAAAGUUGGAUGUGUUCCAGUCGCUAAUAAGGGAAACAGAUGAGUACUACGAAGGGCUGGAAAAGGUGGUCUCCUCUGGUCCGAUUGCAGAACGGACAGAGACUGAAGUUUCAGACCCCCAAGUGUCCAGGGAAGUCCCUGAAGAAGGGAAAGCGACUGCCAUGGAUUGCCAGUCCGCAGGGAAAAAGGCAGCAAAGAAGAAGAACAAGAAGAAAGCGGAGAAAAGACAAUCGAAGAAGAUAACUCCGGGAACAGAGGAGAAGAGUUCGAUGGAAGCUCCGGAGCAAAGUUCAGAGGACAAGGAAACAAGGAAUAGGAAACUGGCUCUUCCACGCCGCCCGCGAACAUCGGCGGUAACCAUAACGAUCAAGAAAGGAAUAGCUAAAUCUUACGCGGAAGUGCUGGCCACGGCCAGGGACAACAUCCACCUGACUGAGAUCGGCAUCGAAUCGAUAAAGAUGAGGAAGGCAAUAACCGGAGGGGUCGUAUUGGAGGUGCCAAAGGACCAAAAGAGGGAGAAGGCCAGCGCACUCGCAGCACGGCUGAUCAAGGUCCUUGACCCGAACUUGAUCCGAGUGGCGGCACCCUACCGGACUGCGGAAGCAAAGGUGGUCAAGAUAGACAUCUCGGCCACCAUAGACGAGAUAAGGGAGAUCUUGGCGCAGAAAGGAGGAUGCAAGGUGGAGGACAUCCAGCUGGGAAAACUUCGCACCUCCAAAGACGGUCUCGGGUCCGUGUGGACGCGAUGCCCGAUAGAUGCAAUGAGGAAGCUGACCCAGGCGGGUAAAAUAACCAUCGGAUGGUCAGUAGCAAAGAUCGAGACCAUCGAGCGAAGACCUCUGCAAUGUUUUAGGUGCCUGGAGAUAGGGCACGUGAAGAAAACGUGCACCUCGAAAGAAAACAGGGAGCACCUAUGCUAUAGGUGCGGCAUCUCCGGACACCUAGCCAAAGAAUGCACCGCAAUAAACCCAAAAUGUCCUCUCUGCAAGGCGCUUGGGGCACCGACAGAUCACAGGAUGGGGGGACCGUCUUGUAUCUCUUCGAAGAAAGGAAUGAAAGCAGCCACCCGCAAACCAGAGAAGACCGUAGAAACCUUUCGUCUAGGAAAAUGGAAACCAAAUGCGCUUUCUGCAAACUAAUCUAGAACGGUCGAGACGGGCGCAAGACUUGCUUUUCCAGACCAUCCGGGAGAGCACGGUCGUCCUAGCGGUGGUGGCUGAACCGUUUAGAGUGCUGGCCGCACCUCCUCCCUUGAAGUUCCAGGGGUCGGCAUUUAGACGGAAAUAUAAAAGACGUUCGGGGGGUCACCGAGAAAGAGUCGUGGGACCAGUGGCGAUUUCAGCUGAUCAGGAAGGAGCAAUGAUCUCCUCUAGCUCCACAGUUAGUCGAUAGGAUCGAUAGAGUUGGCUCGACGAAAGUACGCGGGGAGGGGGGGGGGCAUUCCUUCCAAAGGCAUAGGUAGAUCAUCGUGGAUUUCUUCACAUAUAAAAAAAAAAGUUUGAAUUACACGUGAAUUAGGUUAGAAUAAUUAUACUUAAUUUUCUUUAAUAUUUACUUUCUAACAUUAUACUUAAUUUUGAACUUAAUUUUCUUGUUAGAUUCAUUUAAAAUAAUUCAUUUUUCAUUUUAGAGUAAUAAUAAAGCCCACCGAUUAUUGUAAACCUUC